Aspergillus campestris IBT 28561 is the source of this 3036-nucleotide messenger RNA. Its product is annotated as putative protein kinase. Bases 462 to 2810 code for a protein of 782 amino acids. The transcript has a single exon. Gene Ontology annotation, biological process: protein phosphorylation. Gene Ontology annotation, molecular function: ATP binding; protein kinase activity. The record is from RefSeq and is a predicted model, not a curated record. Lineage: Eukaryota; Fungi; Ascomycota; Eurotiomycetes; Eurotiales; Aspergillaceae.
UGGUCUCAAAUCCACAGUGGAACACGUUUUGGAGUGGACAGAUGUCUUGAGCAGCUGAACGACUGCCUACCUACGCCUUGUCAAUGACAUUGCAUCGAUCAGGCUUAGAAUUCGAUGGAAGCCUGCCGGUUGUCCAAGUGACCCAUACUUGCUAACGCGGAUCUGGCCAGUAGUUUCAUUUUUCAGACUGCCCUUUUAAGUCCGCCUGUCCCUUCUAUGCACUGCGUGAAGGAAAGAUUUCUACCAUGGUCAGAAGAGAUAGGCCUUUAUGAAUAUUUUGAGAUCACAUUCGGGACAACUUCCAGCACUCUCUUCGUUGUUGUAUCCGCACCCGCAGUAUACUAUGCAUGAAAGCUGCUACUAGAGGCGCCCCAACCGUCUUCGAUCCACGUGCCGCUCAAACGUGCUUAUGAUAGUCAAAUGUUACUAUUUCCUAAACAGUCGGAGAAGCUAUUGCCAAGAUGUCAAUGUUCAAGUCGGCAGCAGAUAAUUCUUCGUCUGACGAGCAGCCUAGCUUUGACGAGAGCGAGCACCAUGUGGUUGCGAGCACAGAUCGCCAUGCGGGGUGUAGACCUCAACUCUCGAGGCGGCGCACAAGUCCUCCGUCGCUCCACGCGGAAAGUCAAGAAUCCCAAGCCGAUGAGCCCAAGGACGCCCUAGAUGUUGAUACCGAAGGCCAUGCCAACUACAUGACCGCCGCGCUUCUUGAAUUUUACUGCAUGUCUCGGGCAGCAGACAUGCUCAAUGCCCAAAAGGAUUCACAUAAACGCUUCACGAGAGAUUCUCCAGAGGUACAAUACCUAGGGAAGAAAAUGUACUCGUUCAAGUCACGGUUCCUGUCUUCGGUUGGUGUCUUGGCGGAUGGGGUUGAGAAAGACGAGUUGCGGUCAACAAGGCAGUAUUAUCGUGAUACGCUGGACAUGAUUGGGGCUUCAGCCUUGGAUGAUCUCAAGUUGGAUGAUGCCCACGCACAGACCCCGUCCAUAGGCGGUCCGCAAGAUGUGGUACUAGCCUCCAGGCCGCCGGGGGGUAUGCCAAUUCGUCCUGAUAGCCGAUCCGCCGGUUUUGCACAACAUCCGAGGAACCGCCGACCCGAUAUUCUGGAUAUCGAAAAGCUGCUUACGAGUGGAAACGAUAUCGGCAUGGGUCGUCAAUUGGAAAAUAUCCAUCUCGAUCCGGCGAACUGGCCUAUCCAACCAUCACCCCUCAUAGAAAGCUCCCCUGCAAGUUUUCCACUGUUCAGCGGAAACCUGCCACCUCCAAUCAAUCGCUUGUCUCGCUAUGCAGUGGAGUUCUCGGAAGUCAAGUUUCUCGGGCGUGGUUCGUUUGGUGAGGUAUAUCAUGUCAAGAACCACAUUGAUGGACAGGACUAUGCGGUAAAGAAGAUCCCACUUAGCCAAAAACGGCUCGAGCAGCUACAGCGUGGGGGUGGAAAUCAUCUCGAAACGAUCAUGAAAGAGAUCCGAACCCUCGCUCGCCUGGAACAUGCCAAUGUCGUCCGGUAUUACGGUGCGUGGGUGGAACAACAUCAGGCUCCUAAUCUCCCACCCGCGUCCCCGCAGGCCUCCAUUGAUUGCACGUUGGAAUCGACUCGGAGUAGCUUGGCUGGCCCAGAACCGACCGACAACCAAAGCUUCGGGGUUGUUUUUGAAUAUUCAGAGAAUUCAGCCCAACCGUCGGUGGGAGAAGCAUCGCACAGCUCUAGUCGAUCACAAGACGGCCUUCUUGAUACCCCUCCAGUGCCGCGUCGGAGGAGGAUGAGUUAUGUUGAAAGCGUCGAUGAAAGUAGCGGAGAGGUCGAAUCGAUCCCGCGAAACUUCAGCAAUGUUAGCCACAGUCAGACAUCCACAUUUGUCAGUGACGAUGAUGACAAUGACGACGAUAUUUUCACCGACGGAUUCAGUCAUAACCCGUCAAAUAUGCAAAUACAACGAACUUAUCAGAACGGAUCCCAAAUCCCCGCCGUCGUACUUCACAUCCAGAUGUCACUGCAUCCCCUUUCGCUCGGUUCGUACUUGAAUCCACAAUCGCCCCCCAGUGAAGAGGCGAAUAAUCCUCUACCACGACGCCACUGUUAUCAUUUGGUGCCCUCGUUGAAGUUGAUACUGAGCAUUAUCUCUGGCGUCGAAUAUCUCCACUCCAAGGGAAUCGUUCACCGUGAUCUAAAGCCCGCCAACAUCUUCCUUUCGUCUCCAGAAAACCGACAGGUCGAGUGCUGCUUCUCAUGCCAGUUGGGAAGUGAGAGUGCGUCUCGGUACUGCAAUCCCCGGAUUGGAGAUUUCGGUCUCGUGGCAGACAUUUCUCAUUUCAAUGAGCAAUCUCCGCAAAGCCCCACCACCACACCCCAGGGCGACCUGAAGUUCAAUCGCGUUGUGGGAACAGAAUUCUACCGCCCACCGUUGAGUAGCAGUGGGAUUGGCACUUCCAGCAAAGAUGCUCCUUUCGGGAAAGACACGGCUUGGUAUAUUAUUGACGAGACGCUGGAUAUAUUUUCUCUGGGCGUCAUACUAUUUGAGCUCUUAUACCGCCUCGGCACCAGGAUGGAACGCCAACUUGUCCUAUCGGAAUUGACGAGAGGCUCAUCUGCUCAUUCGUCUACUAGCUCGUCGCCUAAUGCACCAAUAUUCCCUGCGGACUUUGCACAGAAGAUCGACCAGGGCAACGCCAUGCUACCUUGUGGGAUGUCUAUAGCAGAGUCAUUGAUGACCUGUAUUCGACAAAUGUUGAAUUACCAUUCCCAUCAACGUUGGAGUUGUGUGGAUGUCCGGAAGCACUUGGAGAUGCUUCUCGCUUCCGUCGACAAACGUUGAUGAUCUGAACAUUUUCUUGACGCAGCGGUUUCGCGGUUAUACGUAUUGCAUUGUUGGUGUCAUUUAGAAGGAUAUCGUGUUUUGAGGAAUUGGUAUUUAGCUUAUGGGAAAACUCGUGUUGGGCUACUACUUGUUGACCGAGGGCCGAACGAACGAGGUGGAGGCGAUACAACAUACGGAACCAUUUUAUUUUUUUUUCUCGCCUCUCCGAUCGCGCAUUUCAUAG